GCCGGGGGUCCCCGCUCCGUGCGGCAGCGCGCUGCGGCGAAUGCCGCCUCGGAGGAGUUGACGGAGGCGGCGCUGCCGGGGGCUCGCCGCUCGGGGGGCACCUGGGCAGAUCGCGCCAGCCCUCCCCGGCUGGUCAGACCUUUUCCUCGGCAAGGAUGAGCUGGGGACCUCAUCCGAGAGCCGGGGGGGAAGGGGCAGGUGUAGUGAACAGGGGCCGUGUCUUCCCCCGCACGCACAGACAGGGGAGCUGCUGGAGAAACUACCAAAUCGGUCGGUGUUCCAGCAGAGGCAGAGCUGCGGUACCCGUGCUACUGUGCAGUUUGCAGAUCGAGUACUAAGCAGGGUGGUAGAGGAGGAGGUCUCUACAGUUUCAGUAAUCGGAAGGACGACGAAGGAAAGACUUGAUCUGCCAGUGGAAGUCGCGGUGCCUUGGGAUGGUGCGCUGAGUCAUUUCCACAAGAGGCUUCUGUACCACUCCGAAGCAAGGAUAUAUUAAAGAAUAAAGGUGUGAGGGCACACCAGCGUUUUCCUGGCUAGAAAGCUAACGCCCCAGUGAAUCUACUGAAGAUACCUAGACUUGGUGGGACAAAUAUCUCUACCUCCAGUUUUAUGAAUACUGCUAGCUAUGGCUGUGGAACUCUGUUUGCUGCUGCUGCUAUUUUGUGGAAGUACUAUUUCAGAGGUACAGCCUAUGUACAGACCACCUCCUGGGACUUUGGAUUUUGGAUUUGUACCAACCAAGACGUAUGAUACAGGUGCAUACCAUGAACCUGGGCCAAUAGGAAUUUUGUUUAAUAUGGUACAUUCAUUCCUGUACGUAGUGCAGCCAAAUUCUUUUCCUCAAGAUCUCAUCAGAAAACUAGCACAGCAGAAGUUUGGAAAUACACAGGAUGACUAUCAAAAGCCAGAAAAUGUUGUCCUGACUCUUCAGGCCAUCUACUAUGAAAUCGGUUUUAUAGUCUCCGCAGCCUUGGGAUUGCUAUUUAUUUUGUUACUGCCUCUUGUGGGACUUUGCUUCUGUAUGUGUCGUUGCUGUGACAACUGUGGUGGGGAAAUGCAUCAAAGACAGAAGAAAAAUGCUGACUGUCAGAGGAGCUGUUUUGCAACAUUUCUUUUUGUUGCUUCUUUAAUAAUAAGUGUUGGAGUGCUCUGUGCAUAUGCUGCCAACCAGCAUUUAACUAACCAAGUCCAAGGAGCAAAGAAACUGGUUAACAGUAAUUUUAAAGAUCUGAAAAUUUUCCUUAACGACACUCCAGCGCAAAUUGACUACUUGGUGAGCCAGUACAACACAACUAAGGAUAAAGCACUCUCUGAACUAAAUAAUGUUGGACCUGUGCUUGGAAGUAGAGUUCAAGAAGAGCUGGGAAAAGAAGUACGUCCCGCACUUGAUGCAGCUCUAACAAUAGCAGGAGCCAUCAGAGAAACAAAGGAAGCACUGGAAAAUGUGAGUGUAUCUGUAGAAGUUUUACAGGAGGGAACAGAAAGGCUUCAUGCAAACUUGACAGAUGUUAAAAUGCAUCUUAGCAACACACUCAGUGAUUCUGCAUGCUCUGCAUCUCAGGCUGCUUCAACUUGCAAUAUCAUCAGGAAUUCAUUAAAUCAACUGAACAUCAAUGCUAAUUUUAGUGGGUUGCCAGGAGUGAGCUCACAGCUUGCAAAGGUCAAUGAUGUCCUCAAAAUAGACCUUUCUACUCUGGUUCAAAAGGGUUAUGCAGCAUUUAAUGAUACCCCAGACUUAGUGGUGAAUCAAACCAGAAACAUUUUAUCAGCUGUUCCUUAUAUCAAAAACGUGCUGGAAUCCAUUGGUUCAAAUAUCACUACCUUCACAAAAACACUGCCUGUUCAUAAAAUUUUAUCAGAUUUGACGAUAUCUCUAACACAGACUGAAGAAUAUAUUCGAGACUAUUUUCCAGUAGUGGAGCAGUAUGAUUUCUACAGGUGGCUGGGUUGUCUCAUUCUGUGCUGCAUGGUGGUCCUGAUUCUGAUCUUUUACUAUCUUGGAUUGCUAUGUGGCACCUGUGGUUAUGAUAAACAUGCUUCUCCAACAACCAGAGGCUGCAUCUCCAACACUGGAGGAAACUUUCUUAUGGCUGGUGUUGGAUUCAGUUUUCUUUUCUCCUGGGUGCUGAUGAUUGUAGUGGUGCUCACUUUUGUCACAGGCGGAAAUGUAGAAAAACUGGUCUGUGAGCCCUUUGAAGAUAAAACUUUAUUCAAGGUUUUGGAUACUCCAUACUUACUAAACCAAGACUGGAAAAACUAUCUCUCUGGCAUCCUGUUUAAAAAUCCAGAUAUUAACUUGACUUUUGAAAAAGUGUACAGUGAUUGCAAGGAAAACAAAGGAAUUUAUACUUCCCUUCACCUAGAACACCUGUUCAAUAUCAAUGAAUUUCUAAAUAUUAGUACGUAUACAGAAGAUGUAGCACUUAAAAUUGAACAUAUUCAGAUAGACCUCAGCAAAAUCAUUCUGCUGGAUGAAAUUGGGAAGGAGAAUCUUCUGAAUUUCAGCUCUUCAGGAAUAGAAGGGAUAAACUUUGCAGCAUAUUUGACAGAGAUCAAUAAAAGUGUUACCAAGGUUGAUCUUCUAUCAUUUGCUAAUGACUUAGAAGCAAGAGCAGACCAGCUGCCAAAAGGAGCACUGGGAAAUGCCUUAAAAGGACACGCAAAUAACAUUCGAAUGAUUCAUAACCAGCAAGUCGUUCCACUAGAGCAAGCUAUGACUGUCAAGAAAUAUGUUAAAGCUAGGAGCACUUUAAAUCAGAGCAUUAGGUUGCUGAAGAGGACAUCAUCUGAACUUACGGUUAAGGUGAAAAAUGUCAUUAGUGCUGUUAAUGCUGCUCAGCUUCUCAUAAAUAACAACGCUUCUCUAGUUAUUGUCCAGGAGACUAAAAAGUACAUGGAUACCGUAGUUGGCUACUUUGAGCAGUACAUUGGCUGGGUCAAGGAGUCGAUUGCCAUGGAGGUAGCAGCAUGCAAGCCUAUUGCCAAUGUGGUAGAUACAGCAGUAGAUAUUUUUUUAUGCAGCUAUAUAACUGAUUCCGUGAAUACCUUCUGGUUUGGUUUGGGAGGUUCUUCAAUAUUUUUAAUUCCUGCCAUAAUUUUUGCUGUAAAACUCUCCAAACACUAUCGUAGAAUGGAUACAGAGGAUGUAUAUGAUGACUCUGUGGAACAGUGGUAAUACAUGCUGGAAACAUUAAUGGGCUGUAUAAAUGAGGCUCAAGAUUCUUCUACAGGAGUAUACCAUUAUUCUUCCAAGUAUAUUGGCAUUUGCAUUCAUCUUCCAAAUCCUGAGCCACUUGUUUUAUGUCACCCGUACUGUAAAUCCCAAAUGUACUAUUGAAUGUUAUGCCAUAAACUACUGUACAGAAUAUUUUGUGAUCAGGGCACUGCCUCUCGAAUACCACUGUUCAAGGCUUGAAUUAAAAUGUUUUUUGUUUUUUACUUUUUUACACUGGGCUUUCUACCUUACAUCACAGUAUAUAAAUUAAUUAGAUUAACAGCCUUUCCCUAGCAAUCUUCUGACAAUUGGUCAAGUUCUUAUCUUAAAUUGUUGAUUUGUGUUAAAUACAGUACAUACACGUUUACAUAAAAAUACAUUUUGUAUACAGAGACUUUUGUAUAUACCUUUUUCUUAAAACUUAUAAGUGUUUAGUUAAGAUUUUAAUAUUGUAUAAUAGUCUUCACCAAUGAAUUUACCAGCAUGAUCAGUGUUGCUAUUUGGUGCUCUUGAAUGACCACUUUGGACUAAAUUGGAAUUGUCAUGGGAUCCACAGUGUCUCUCUGUGUCUCUGAAAAGUUCGGUUGCAGUUUUGUUUUCUCUCUUAUUUUUUUAAUUAUUUAAUAUUUAGUGGGGUUUAGAGUGUAGACCUAAAAGGAACUUUGGAGAAGUAUGUUUUGAAACUCUUCAGGUGGGAGGGUUGGGAGUGUGAGUGAUGUGUAAUACAGUGAAAAAGCUAAGCUUUCUAGAGUUCAGUAGUACUCAGAGAGCAUGAGACACGUCAUAUGUUGGUGAUUUUUAGAAUCCUUUAUGUUUUCUGUCUCAGUUUUCCUCAUUCAUGCUCAUUUCUAUAAAGUCCUUAAUAGAAUCACUGUUAAGCUGUGACUCUUUCAGGGGGCAGUGAUACUAUUUUGCUAAAUAAUUUUGAGAUAAUGAUUUCCAAUAUUGAAAUUCAAAUGUGUUUAGCAAUUGGAGUUAAAAUUUGUACUAUUAGAGUUACUGCCUUGAAUUUAGGCAUACAGUUGCAUUGCUGAAUUAGGUAACAGAAGAAUUCAUCAACAAGGCCAAAAGUAUCUGUGUUACUAGUGUAAACCAUUUCAGCGGGUGAAGUAAUUGGGUAUAUUCAUCUAAAAUAGUGUCUCAUACAUCAGUAUUGUUAACUUUGUUUCCAGAAAGGUUCAUUGUCUUGAAGUAGGGAUAAUCCUAUAAAUCAUUCGUAUAAUUUUAAAGAAAUGCUGAAAAGUGAUACCAGUCUUUAAUCUGGAAAAAACUUAAAUUUUUCAUUUUUAGGUCAUAAAUGGAAACAUUUGUAAUUGACAGUAUGUAGCAUAUGUGUAUAUGUAAUGUUCAGAACUGCAGGUUUUUAAAAGUUUCUAUUUUUAAUUUGACAAAAUGUUCCCAGUUCAUUUAAAUAAAAAAGAACUUGCUUAACUACCUGAUGUUUGAUUCUCAAUUGUUUUGUUGUGUAGACCUGUCUCGGAAGAGUUGCACUGAGUUAAAAUCGUAUGAAAAUUAAUUAUUUUUUUUUUACCCCGAUUAAAAAUUUCUGCUAUAUUUGACUUUUAUCGAUGACUUCAGCAAGAUAAGAGACCAAGAAUUGGAGCAGGAAAGACCGAAAGAAUGUGGACUCUGGGUAAGGGAGCUUCUGACUUCCACAAAGGAUGUGAUUUAUGCAAAGAUGGUAGGGUUCAAGCUAAUGAGUUGGGGAGGAUAUCCACAUACCAUGUAAGUACUCAAGGUGUAACUGCUUGCCACUGUUGUUUUCUGUAGCAGUGACAGCAGAAUUAAAUGUUUGCCAGUUCUUCAGCUCCCAUAGUUCACUGCUGACAUCCUGGCCAAACCUGUAAAAGGACUAUUAUUUUCCACUGAUAAGGACAGAUUGUGAACUGUUUCAUCUAAAGCACAGGCAGACAGAGGUCACAAAUGUCAGGUGGGAGUGAGAGAAACAGUUGGCAGUAACAUGUUAACUAUAGUACAUAAAUAUACCAAAGCUCUUGAGUCUAAGCUUUGGUAUUUGUCCUUAUUCUUGUAGUCUGAUUUGUUUUCACGAUUACACUUUAAAAACUGUCAGAACAAGAUAUCUGAAAAAGUUCCUUUAUACCAGUUAAGUAGUUUUGAACUCUUUAACAAUUAUUAGAACAAGAGAGAUUAAUGCCUCAGAUUCUAAUCUAGGAACUGUCAAUGCUAUUGUGCAUAACCAAGUGUAAAUAAUACAUUUGUUUGUCAAAUAUUAGGUCUUUGAGUGCUUGCAGUAGGGAUUUUAAUUCCUUGAAAUGUGAAGUGGGCAAAAAAAUUCUUCUCACUGGAUGGAUGAUGGGUGAGGAAGCUCCCCAGAAAACAACAGAAGAGUGAAUUGAAAAUCUUAAGUAGGCUUGUACCAUUGCUGUUUCCAUUAAGACUUGACUGGAGAGCCACACCCCACUGGGAUUUCAAAGAGACAGUCAGGAGGAACAAAUGGCAAGAAGCUAGAAAUGAGACUUCUACUAAAAAUACUAUCAAAUAGCCUUAGAGAGGGGAUGAAAAGAAAACAAUGUUGUUCUCUCCAUCAAAUGAUAUUUAGUCAUGGGGAACUUCAUGACACAUUCACUGGAAGAACAAGGUUCAGGCUACCUAAACGGCUGCUCCAGGUGCCACAGCAGCUAGGGACUCUGUCAAAUAUUGGAGAAGCAUUUUUUGCAUUUUGUUUUUUCUGCUUCACUGUCUGUGUUGAAUGAAUGUUUUUGCCUCGGUAUUUUCUUUAGUGAUACCUAUUGAAUGGCUAGAUAUACAAAGUGGUAUUCUAUUCCAUUACGUAUGGCCAUUCUCAAACUCAGGGUUUCUAGCACCCCACAGCUAUUCAAACAUAGCUAAAUAAUACAGUACCCCUUCUAGAAGCUGUUCAGGUCAGGCUUGGGUGUCGGAUACAUGUCUUUGAAAGAAGUGCCUAGUGGGGUCUUAUGAGACAGAAAAGUGCUGUGGCUUGCAACAGCACGGGAGGAAUUUUUACCUUGUGACUUCCUGAAUGCGAAGGGAGUUGCUGUGAUUUUCUUUAGCUCUGCUUUUAGUUACUGCAGCAGAAACUCCUAGUACAGGAUUCUGCACUAAAAUAUGUCUAUUCAUUUGCCUUUGUUUUCUGGCAUUUUUACAGCUCAUUUAUUAUGAGUAAGAAAAUACCUAUUAAAAGAAAAAAAGCGAAAAAUGAUAAAGCACAUUGCUGACAUGCUCUGGGGUCUAUUCCUUGCUGCUGAGACCCAUGAUAAGCUAGGUCUGUUGUCUUACUCUGACUGAAAAUAAUCUAUGAUGUGAAAAUUAUAGUAAAACUUCCAAAUGUUUGGUUUCUAUUUAAGCCUGUAAUACCUUAUUUAGCUAAAGCUGUAUUCCUUAUCUUGUUUAAAUAUUUCAAGUUUUUAAAUCUUUCAUGGCUUAAAGAAUGAGCAGUUGAUUCUUCCAUGUGUCCCCACUGCAAGUCAUGUGCUAACAAAAUGAAGUACUAAAGUUGGAUCCUUACUGUGCAAAUCCACAGAAAACCCAUUCCACAAAUCAGCCUGUAUUAGUAGGACACAUUUCAAAUCAUCCAGGUGGAGCUGCAUAGAUUGCUUUAGCACUUUUAUCUUUUCUUACUUCAAUAUGGUCUUACAAGCUCUGACAUGAAGAUAGAGCUAUAAGGCAGCUGGAGAUUGGAAAAUACCUGUUAAAAAUCAAAUAUGACGUGUUCAUCCUGGAUAGGAAUGUGCUUCUUGGUUAUACAACUAUCGUUCUGUAUUUAACUGCAUUUACAGGAUUUGUCUUGUUACCUACUUGGGAGUUCACAGGUUAUCCGACACUCCCUCAGGCUAUAAAUUAUGGGCACAUGCCUACUGAAGUGUGAUUUAUUAUUUUUUUAAAAAAAAAAAAAACAACAAA
Messenger RNA from Tyto alba (common barn owl), 7096 nucleotides. It is a transcript of the gene PROM1, whose product is annotated as prominin 1. Lineage: Eukaryota; Metazoa; Chordata; Aves; Strigiformes; Tytonidae. The transcript has 28 exons. Bases 626 to 3175 code for a protein of 849 amino acids. The record is from RefSeq and is a predicted model, not a curated record. Gene Ontology annotation, molecular function: cholesterol binding. Gene Ontology annotation, cellular component: cilium; microvillus; prominosome.